Molecule: messenger RNA, 4620 nt
Organism: Lutra lutra (Eurasian river otter)
Lineage: Eukaryota; Metazoa; Chordata; Mammalia; Carnivora; Mustelidae
Gene: VNN1
Product: vanin 1
Exons: 9
Coding region: 408-1949 (513 amino acids)
Molecular function (GO): hydrolase activity, acting on carbon-nitrogen (but not peptide) bonds, in linear amides
Source: RefSeq, a predicted model, not a curated record
CUCCCAAAGGCAGCCAAAAGAAAGAAACAACUUGCCAGUACCAGGCAAGCAGAAAGCCAAGCCUAGUUACGCAAAACGGGACAAGCAAGCAGGCAGUUGUUAUCUCUGGGAGAGAGGAAAACAAUCCACAGUGGGCUUGAAUAUGAAAAUGGAGGGACAACAGUGAGAUUUUUUUUUUUUUCCUCUCCAGACUGGGCACGGCAGAGAUUCAGAAGAACAGAUUCUGACCAGCUGGAAAUCCUUGGGAACACAGGAGUUGGUUCCUCCCCUCCAGUUGCCGUGGCCAGUGGGAUCAACUUCCGCUGGAUAUUUGCUCUGAAGUUUCCACAGCUUCAAAAUCUUGGGAGAACUGACAUACGGCCGGCAGAAGGACUUGCUCUGCUUAUCAGCGGUCAUCAGACUUCAGCAUGAUCACCUCUCAGUUGCUGGCUUAUGUGGCAGUUUCAGUUCUCUGUGUCUUCAGAGUCAGCUCCCGGGAUACAUUUAUUGCAGCUGUUUAUGAACACGCAGUGAUAUUACCUAAUGCCACCCUGAUACCAGUGUCCCAUGAAGUGGCAUUAGCAUCAAUGAACCAAAAUCUGGAUCUUUUAGAGGCAGCAGUCACUUCAGCAGCAAACCAGGGUGCAGAUAUUAUUGUGACUCCAGAAGAUGGUAUAUAUGGCUGGAACUUUAACAGGGAAACUAUCUACCCAUACCUGGAGGAUAUCCCAGACCCUGAAGUCAACUGGAUCCCCUGUAUUAAUCCCAGAAGGUUUGGCUACACCCCAGUGCAAGAAAGACUCAGCUGUCUGGCCAAGGACAACUCUAUCUACCUUGUGGCAAAUAUUGGAGACAAGAAGCCAUGCAAUGCCAGUGACUCUCAGUGUCCCCCCGAUGGUCAUUACCAAUACAAUACUGAUGUGGUCUUUGAUUCCCAAGGAAAACUGGUGGCACGCUACCAUAAGCACAACCUUUUCAUGAAUGAAAAUCAAUUCAAUGUACCCAAGAAGCCGGAGGUUGUGACUUUUGACACUGUCUUUGGAAGAUUUGGCAUUUUCACAUGCUUUGAUAUACUCUUCUAUGAUCCUGCUGUUACUCUGGUGAAAGAUUUCCAUGUGGAUACCAUAGUCUUCCCAACAGCAUGGAUGAAUGUUUUGCCACAUUUGUCGGCUAUUCAGUUCCACUCAGCUUGGGCAAUGGGCAUGGGGGUCAACUUCCUUGCAUCCAAUAUACAUCACCCCUCAAACAGAAUGACAGGAAGUGGCAUCUACGCACCUGAUUCCCCACGAGUAUUUCAUUAUGAUAUGAAGACAAAGAAGGGAAAACUCCUCCUCUCAAAAUUGGAUUCUUACCCACACCGCCCUGUAGUGAAUUGGACUUCUUUUGCCAGUAGUAUAAAAGGGUUUUCAACAGGAAAUCAGGAAUUUAAAGGUACUGCCUUUUUUGAUGAAUUCACAUUCUUGGAGCUCACAAGAGUCACAGGAAAUUACACAGUUUGUCAGAAAAAACUCUGCUGUCAUCUAAGCUACAAGAUGUCUGAGAAGAGAACAGAUGAAGUUUAUGCCCUAGGGGCAUUUGAUGGACUACAUAUUGUCGAAGGGACAUAUUAUUUGCAGAUUUGUACUCUGCUGAAGUGUAAAACAGCACACUUAAACAGUUGUGGCAGUGCAGUUGAAACUGCUUCUACCUGGUUUGACAUGUUUUCCCUCAGUGGCACUUUUGGAACCCAGUAUGUCUUCCCUGAGGUGUUGCUAAGUGAAAAUCAACUUGCUCCUGGAGAAUUUCAGGUGUCAAGUGAUGGACGCUUGUUCAGUGUGAAACCGCCAUCUGGACCUCUCUUGACCGUGACUCUGUUUGGGAGAGUGUACGAGAAGGACCAGACAUUAAACGCUUCAUCAGACCUCCAGGCACAAACACUAGGAAUAAUGCUCUUAGUCAUAAUACCAAUUGUGUGCUCAUUAAGUUGGUAAAAUAUUUCUCUUUAUUUUGUGUAACUAAAAAAAUGAUGGCUGAGAAAAGAAGGAUGAAGAUCAUAACAAUGGUCAUGGUCUCUUGUACAAGUAAAUACAAAUACAUAUACAUAUAUAGUUCACGGAUUUUAUACACACACACACACACACACACACACACACACACACACACACACACACACCAUCCCCAGAUAAUAGAAGCCAGAUAAAUAGUGACAUCAUUUUGAAAGGUUAAAAUCUAUAAAAUGAGGGUAACAGUUUUACUCACAAUUUUAGGUUUGUUUUUUUUUUUUUUUUUGAAAAUUAAAUAAUUGAAUGCAUUUAAAGUCCUUAGACAAGUUUCUGGAUCAUGGAAAGUACUGGAUAUGUGCUAGCUAUUCACAACUGUAUAAUUAUCACAGUAAAACCAUGUGUGAUAUUUUUAUUGCUAAAAUUACAUCACCUCUGAUUGUCUAAAUUUUUAAACAUCUUCCACAGGCUUAGCCACCCUCCAUAUUUCAAUUAGAAAAUCAAUGAACUCAGCAUCAGCUAAUUGGUUUGGGUUUGAUACCUAGCAAUGACGUAUUCUGGAAGGCAGCUGGACAUACAACUCUAACAACCUGUUAGAGGGCCUUCACUUUUUUGAAUGUUUUUCAGUGCCUCUUUAGUGUUUUACCUAUCUUGUUAGCCUAUAAGCAUAUCACUAGGGCGGUUCUUUUUUUUUUUUUUUUUUUUUUUUUUUUGAUAGGGUGGUUCUAAAGCAAACAUUUUACUAAAUCAGUACUGUGAUAAGUUUUUGCAUGGCCUUAGGUUUUUAUGUUUCUAAAUGGUUGAAAAACAAAGAAGAAUCAAAAGAAGAAUAAUAUUGUGUGAUAUGUGAAAAUGAUCUGAAAUUCAAAUUUCAGUCUCCAUACCUAAAAGUUUUAUUGAGCACAGCCAUGUUUAUUUAAGUGCUGCUUAUGGCUUAUGUUUGUUUUUAUGCUAUGGUGGCGAAGUUGGGUAGUUGUGACACAGACCCUAUGGCCAGAAAAGCUGCCAUUGCCUUGCCGUUUACCGAAAAAGUUUGUUGACUCCUGCCCUGAAGUAUAAAAUAACAGUGGAUAAUAGUAUUAAAAACCUUUAAAACAACUCAGGGGGCAAAUUGUCUUUAAGUGUCUUUCUUGUAAUUCUUUCACAAAAGGAAAAAUAAAAUAUCUUCAUUUGUUUUGUAUGGUAUACCAUCACACAUCACACAUCACACACAUACACGAGACUACCCUGAUUAACUUACAACCAAAUGUGCUAAGUAAACUAAUACCUUGAAUAAGUAAGCUAAUUUUUAUGAACAUUGUUAUUUAUUCACUAAAGGAUACACACUGCAAAGUUUUUUGGUUUUUUGGGUUUUUUUGCAUUUGGUAUGUUCUAAAAUUCCUGAGAGAAAGCAUGUUAGUUUUUAUUUUCAAAUUUUUCCUGGAAAUCAACUAAGAACUACUCAUCUGAACAUAGUAUCUAAUAUUUUCCCCUAUGACAAACUUACUAGCUUGUCUUAGCAUGAUUUUUUUUAAAGUUAAACAUUACACAUAGUGAGUUUACCUUUUAAAAAUAUUUACGAUGUCCAUACCCAGCUCUGAUUACUAGAUUUCUUUAAGUCAUGUAUUUUAUGAUAGCUUUGAUACGCUCCUGUGAUUUUUAUUUCCUCUGCAUAAAACAUUUGUGAUGCUCUUUUAAUACAAACAACCCAAUUCCAAAAAAGAUCAAUGCUCAAAUAUGUUUUCCUUAAUCUCUUUGUACCUCAAUGAAUUUGAGUGGUCUAAAGAGCAAUUUUUGAUACUCCUUCAUUUAAAGAUAUAACUUAUUGUCAACCUCCUGCUGAUGUAAAACACACACACACACAGUCUUUUAUUGUAGUAGCCCUCUUCCAAGAUGGUCCCCAGUGAUCCUCACCUCCAGGCUCCAUGGAGAAAUUCUCCCUGAUUGUUUUGUUGCUAUUGAUUCUUGUAUUUUUUUUUUUUUUUUUUAAAGAUAGAGAGACAUAGAUAGUGAGCACAUUAGUGGGGUAAGGGAAGGAGCUGAGGGAGAGUGAAUCUUAAAGGCUCCAUGCCCAGUGUAGAACCCAACACAGGGCUCAAUCUCAUGACCCUGAGAUCAUGACCUAAUGAUCUGAAAUGAUCAUGAACUGAAAUCAAGUCUGAUGCUUAACUGCCUGAGCCACCCAGGCACCUGUGAUUCUUAUUUUCUUAUGUAGUUCCUGAGCCUUGUCACUUAUAAUAAAUCUGAAUCCAUUGCCACUUUUACUGUAACACAUAUCUCUUACUCAGCUCUGCUUAAGUGUUCGAAAGAUUUUACUUAUUUGUUCUUUUAGUUUUUUAUCUAAACAGUAUAUUUCAGGUCUCAUAGACUGAAUUGUGUCCCCUCUCAAAUUCAUAUAUUGAAGUCUCAACUUCAUACCUGAGAAUGUGAUUGUAUUUGGAAAUAGGGUCUAAGGAGAUAAAAUGAUGGCAUUAGGGUGGACCCUAAGCCAGUAUGACUGGUCUUGUCAGAAGAGGGGAUUAGAACAUAGACAUGCACCAAGUGGAAACUAUGUGAAGACACAAAGCAAGAUGGCCAUCUACAAGCCAAGGAGAGAGCCUCAGAAGAAAUCAACCCUGCUGAUACUUGAUUUCUAUUUCUAGCCUCCAGAGUCUUGUAAAUAAAUUUUUGUUGUUUAAGCUAA